CUCUUUUUCCGGUAUCUGACGUGUGUGUUGAGAGCGGUGGUCGGGAGCGGUGACGUGUCUCGGGAAGAGUCUUCAGAGCUGAGAGCGGCGGUGGUCAGUCAGUCCGAGAAGAGAGCGCGGCGCCUGCACACCGCUCCGAGCCGCCAACAUGGGCAUCAAAUUUCUUGAAGUAAUUAAACCCUUCUGUGCAAUUUUGCCAGAAAUCCAAAAGCCAGAACGAAAGAUCCAAUUUAAAGAAAAGGUAUUAUGGACAGCCAUCACACUCUUCAUCUUCUUAGUAUGCUGUCAGAUUCCCCUCUUUGGUAUUAUGUCUUCAGACUCUGCAGAUCCAUUUUACUGGAUGAGAGUUAUCCUGGCUUCUAACAGAGGUACUUUGAUGGAGCUCGGUAUUUCUCCAAUUGUCACCUCUGGUCUCAUCAUGCAGCUUCUGGCCGGUGCCAAGAUCAUUGAAGUGGGAGACACACCAAAGGACAGAGCGUUGUUCAAUGGGGCACAGAAAUUGUUCGGUAUGAUCAUCACAAUUGGUCAAGCCAUCGUCUAUGUCAUGACAGGAAUGUACGGAGAUCCUUCAGAGAUGGGUGCUGGCAUCUGUCUUCUCAUCACUAUACAGCUCUUUGUUGCCGGUCUCAUUGUUCUGCUCCUGGAUGAGCUGCUACAGAAGGGUUAUGGUUUAGGCUCUGGAAUCUCCCUCUUUAUUGCUACCAACAUCUGUGAGACCAUCGUAUGGAAGGCCUUCAGCCCGACUACAGUAAACACUGGCAGAGGCACAGAGUUUGAGGGAGCCAUCAUCGCUCUUUUCCACCUGCUCGCCACUCGUACCGAUAAAGUCCGCGCUCUCCGGGAGGCUUUCUACCGCCAGAACCUGCCCAACCUCAUGAACCUCAUUGCCACCAUCUUUGUCUUCGCUGUGGUUAUAUACUUCCAGGGCUUCAGAGUGGACCUGCCCAUUAAAUCUGCCCGCUACCGUGGUCAGUACAAUACUUACCCCAUUAAGCUCUUCUACACCUCCAACAUCCCCAUCAUCCUGCAGUCGGCUCUGGUUUCCAAUCUGUACGUCAUCUCUCAGAUGCUGUCUGCCCGAUUCAGCGGGAACCUACUUGUCAACCUCCUGGGCACGUGGUCUGAUACCUCUACUGGUGGUCCGGCUAGGGCGUACCCUGUAGGCGGCCUCUGUUACUUCCUCUCGCCGCCGGAGUCGUUUGGUUCGGUACUAGAUGAUCCUGUCCAUGCGGUCAUUUAUAUAGUCUUCAUGUUGGGCUCCUGCGCCUUCUUCUCCAAGACAUGGAUUGAAGUGUCUGGUUCCUCUGCUAAAGAUGUUGCAAAGCAGCUUAAAGAGCAGCAGAUGGUGAUGAGAGGACACAGGGAGACCUCCAUGGUGCAUGAACUCAACAGGUACAUCCCGACAGCUGCUGCGUUCGGUGGUCUCUGUAUCGGCGCCCUCUCUGUCUUGGCAGACUUCUUGGGUGCCAUCGGCUCGGGUACGGGAAUAUUGCUGGCCGUCACCAUCAUCUACCAAUACUUUGAGAUCUUCGUCAAAGAGCAGAGCGAAGUGGGAAGCAUGGGCGCUCUGCUCUUCUAAAACAAAAGAUCAUCCCUCCACAUGGCCAGUCCUCGGAGCAGGAUGUGCGCCGAUCACGUGACUUGGAACAACUGUUUAAAAGAUCAUAGUCCAAGGACUUCAGAGAUGGUCAGGCGUGUCACCCGGUUGGUGUCCAUUCACCAAAUGCCCCCCCUUUUUUUUCUUUUUUUCUUUUUUUCCAUCAGUUUUGGGCCAUUUUUUAGAAUUGUGGACUGUGCAAGGACUUAAUUAUUAUUUUUUUUUUUUUUUUGUUUCAUUUCAGAAAAAUAUUUUAAUUUUGCCUAAUUAUGAGCAUGAGUUCAAAAAGGGCACCUAUAAAAGUCUUCUAGAAGACUUGACUCAUCCCGCCGGUUAUCGCUUCUGUACAGAGUUGAAGCAGAGCUGUUGGUAUUAUCAUUUUUUUUCAAUAAAACUAUUGAAAACCA
Messenger RNA from Rana temporaria (common frog), 2004 nucleotides. RefSeq names its product SEC61 translocon subunit alpha 1 (gene SEC61A1). Gene Ontology annotation, cellular component: membrane; Sec61 translocon complex. Bases 149 to 1579 code for a protein of 476 amino acids. Lineage: Eukaryota; Metazoa; Chordata; Amphibia; Anura; Ranidae. The transcript is spliced from 12 exons. Gene Ontology annotation, molecular function: ribosome binding; transmembrane protein transporter activity; signal sequence receptor activity. The record is from RefSeq and is a predicted model, not a curated record. Gene Ontology annotation, biological process: SRP-dependent cotranslational protein targeting to membrane, translocation; post-translational protein targeting to membrane, translocation.